Messenger RNA from Rotaria sp. Silwood1, 621 nucleotides. The record is from the annotation of a GenBank genome assembly. Lineage: Eukaryota; Metazoa; Rotifera; Eurotatoria; Philodinida; Philodinidae.
AUGGGAACAAAAUUACCUAAAAAACCUAAUCUUCGUGUUCGUCAUAAUUUUCAUGAGUUAAACCAGUAUAAAAAUCUUCAACUUGAAUCUUUAUAUUUACGCGAAGCUUAUAUACGUAUUCAAGCAUGGAAACGAUAUCAAGAUAAAAUAUCUCAAGAACAUUCUAAUUGGCCAUUACCAAUUAAUGGUAAAACAUAUAAUAAACAUGAAGAAGUUAUUUAUAGUGUGAAUACAAAUAAUUAUAAUUAUGAUUCAUGGUUUCAUAGAAAUAUUUAUAAAAAUUUUCUAAUGAACGGUAAUCAAAGACGGCGACUUUUAACAUAUGAUUUUAAUCAAACUAUUUCAUAUAAAGAAACAAAACUUGAAAAAGAAGUACGAGAAUUAAAAGAAAAAUUAACAAAAUUUCAAUUAUAUAAAUUAAAUAAUAUUUAUCUUAAACCAAUGUAUCCAGUUUUACCAUCAAUACGUUAUUGUUUAUAUAAUGGUAUUAGUAAAGAAUUUGAAGGUCGUUUAGAUUAUUUAAACAAACGAAAAAUUUAUGCACCUAAUGAAAAAUAUUAUGAACCAUUAUGUUCAUCAUGGGAUAUUACAUGGAAUAUUAAAAAAAAUCUGUCAAAAUGA